AUUCCCCAUAAAAUCUGCUUUUAUUGUGGAUGAAAGGGCAUUUAGACUUCCUGUGUACCCACGCACACUUGACACCGCGCUAUCAGGCUCGUAGUGCAGAUCAGUCUGCUGCCCAGGCGGGUACCGCGUCGUACCUGGCAGCCGCACACAGCGGUCAAUGGUCAAAAAUUACGGACAAUCCGCUUUACAUCCCAGCUUCUGUGUUUAUUUUCCCCUCCACCCCUCCUCCAUGCGACAGGUACCCUCUGCUAUCAGCACCUGUGUUCUCCUACCAGCGGGAUCAGAGGGGGUCCAGCGCGGGGCGAGAGAGUGAGGAGGACAGACCAGCAUGGACCCCCGGGUGAAGGACCACAGCAGCUCGGCGACAGGCGGCUUUAGCGGACGCCUUUCUUCUAUGGGGGCCGACGGGGGCGACUCAGAAUCCGGAGCCGGGUCUGAAGAGGCUGGGGGCUGCUGCAGCGACACGUUCAGUAGCCUGCCCGACAUGGAGCAAGAGAGUCUGGAGGAAAAACUGAGGGGACUUGCAUUCAGAAAACAAACCUCAUAUCGGAAAGCCAUCUCUCGCUCAGGACUCCAGCACCUGGGACCACCCCACCCUUCACUGCCCCCUGCCUCCAAUGGCCCCAACAAAGAGCUACGCACCAGUGUGGACUGGACGGAGAACGCUGUGAAUGGGGAUCACCUGUGGAUGGAGACCAGUUGUUCUGGAGAGAUGUGUUAUCUUGGAGAGGACUCUUGUCUACUCAAGACUGCGAAGUCGGCCCCCAGAAGGAAAUGUGCUGCUUGUAAGAUUGUUGUCCACACCGGCUGUAUAGAGCAGCUCGAAAAGAUCAAUUUUCGCUGUAAGCCAACAUUCAGAGAGGGAAGUUCUCGGUGCAUCAGAGACCAGAACGUCCUCAGACAUCACUGGGUUCAUAGACGGAGACAAGAGGGCAAGUGUAAACAGUGUGGAAAGAGUUUCCAACAAAAAUUCUUUCAUAGUAAAGAAAUCAUUGCCAUCAGCUGCUCAUGGUGUAAACAAGCUUUCCACAACAAAGUAACGUGUUUCAUGCUGCACCAGAUAGAGGAGCCGUGUUCACUAGGGGCCCAUGCUGGAGUCAUAGUACCGCCAUCAUGGAUUAUCAAAGUCAGAAAACCACAGAGCUCACUUAAGAACUCUGCCAGAAGGAAAAAGCGCACAUCUUUCAAACGAAGGACAAGUAAGAAGGGAUUGGAUGAAUCAAAAUGGCGGCCAUUUAUAUUGAAGCCUCUUCCUUCUCCUCUUAUGAAACCUAUUUUAGUUUUUGUGAAUCCCAAAAGUGGUGGUAACCAGGGUGCCAAGGUUUUGCAGAUGUUUAUGUGGAUCUUAAAUCCUCGACAAGUUUUUGACCUGUCGCAAGGAGGGCUACGAGAGGCGUUAGAGUUGUAUAGAAAAGUGCCAAAUCUUAGGAUUCUUGCCUGUGGAGGUGAUGGAACUGUGGGGUGGAUCCUGUCUGCUCUAGAUGAGUUACAGAUGAACCCACAACCUCCUGUCGCAGUUCUUCCUCUGGGAACAGGAAAUGACCUCGCCAGGACACUCAACUGGGGUGGAGGGUACACAGACGAGCCUGUUUCCAAAGUCCUUGGUCACGUGGAGGAUGGUUCAGUGGUGCAGCUGGACAGAUGGAACCUUCUAGUGGAGAAAAGCUCUGCACAACAAGAAGAGGGAAGUCAGAAGUUGCCACUCAAUGUUUUUAACAACUACUUCAGUUUGGGGUUUGAUGCCCAUGUCACGCUUGAAUUUCAUGAAUCCAGAGAGGCAAAUCCAGAAAAGUUUAAUAGUCGCUUCCGCAACAAAAUGUUCUAUGCAGGAGCUGCGUUUUCGGAUUUUCUGCAGAGAAGCUCCAGGGACCUGUCCAAGCACGUCAGAGUGGUGUGUGACGGCACAGAUUUGACUCCAAAGAUUCAAGAGCUGAAAUUCCAGUGCAUUGUGUUUCUUAACAUUCCAAGGUACUGUGCUGGGACUAUGCCCUGGGGUAACACGGGUGAUCAUCGGGACUUUGAACCUCAGCGACAUGAUGAUGGGUGUAUCGAAGUCAUUGGUUUCACCAUGGCCUCUCUGGCAGCGUUACAGGUUGGUGGACAUGGAGAGAGACUCCACCAGUGCAGAGAGGUUGUCUUAACUACCUACAAAACUGUUCCUGUUCAGGUGGACGGUGAGCCAUGCCGACUGGCACCAUCAACUCUGCGUAUCAGUCUUCGUAAUCAGGCCAACAUGGUCCAGAAGAGCAAGAGGCGCACCUCUGUGCCACUACUGAACGAUCAGCAUGCUGUCCCUGAUCGCCUGCGCCUGAGAGUGAAUCGAAUCAGCCUCCUGGAGUAUGACCGACUUCAAUACGACAAAGAGCGGCUACGGGACAUCUCUAUCCCAGUUGGCAUUGUGGUGGUGAGAGGGGACUGUGACCUGGAGACAUGCAGGCUUUACAUUGACAGAUUGCAAGAGGACUUGCACCAGGCGCCACCUACUGGCAACAGAGUGCACUAUCAGGAUGAGAGUCGAGGACUUCCCAGAACCAGUUCAGCCAGUAGACUUUCUCCUAACUGGAGCUUCUUGGAUUCUACAUCAGCAGAUCGUUUUUACCGCAUUGACAAAGCUCAGGAGCACCUUCACUUUGUAACUGAAAUUUGUCAGGACGAGGUGUUUAUCUUAGACCAUGAGGGGCCCAUCUUGAAUCAGGGAUCGUCAUCGGGAAUGCCUGAUCUUGUGGUGGAGCCUAUUGUUGGAUCUCCUUUGUCUCCAGAGGAACAAGCAUUAUUCACAGCUGCUAGUUCUGGGGAUCUUUCUAUGCUGAUGGAGUGUGUGCGUAACGGUGUGAGCUUGUUGGUUAGAAACUCUGGAGGCUGCUCAGCUUUGCACAUUGCAGCCCAGAAUGGACACACAGAACUAGUUACCUUCAUUCUACAACAAGGAUCUAAAGUGCUUCUGGAUUUAACAGACAGAGAGAGAGGGGACACUGCCUUGCACAAAGCAGCCUUAGGAAAGCAGCAUGCAGUGUGUCGAUUACUGGUAGAGGCCGGUGCUUCACUGGACAAAACCAACUUCCAGGGGAAAACACCAGCGGACCAAGCAGAAGGCGACUCUGAGCUUGCCACCUAUCUGAGCGGUCAGAAACUCACAUCACCCGCUCCCAAAGAAGACCUGGAGACUGCUGUCUGAGAACUCUAUUUGUGUCUAUGGACUCUGGGCACAACCACUGUGUCAAAGCUGAGAGCAAGCACUGUCCUCACUACACGGGGCAGAUCACUAUGGCAACACUGCAAUGGAGUUUAUUGACUAUUUAUUUGUACUUAUUUAUUCAUGUUCUAUUUAUUGUUAUAACGAGUGGUUGAUUGUAGGACUGUUCACAGUUCGGGAUGCAAGUGCACUUUGACCCUGCUGUCCCAGAAUUCCCUUAUCUUAUUAGAGAUGAAUUUAUAUUAUAACAUAUUCUAAUUUUGAAAGGGAUCAGACCUUGGAAUCCAACAGAACGGUUUGUUUUUACAACAAAAAUAUUUUAGGCAGGGUAAUAUGACCUGUUCAGUUAAAAAAUAAAAAGUAUAUUUGCUAACCUAUAUAAGUGCCAAAGACAUUGCACUGAUGUACUGUCAUACCAUAUCACUGUCCUUUUUAUUUAUUUUUCCUAGUCUGUGCAAUUAUUAAGUGAAAUACUACCAUUCAACAUUAGAAUUAACUGUAUUAUACAAAAGGCUUUACUUGUGCAGAAUAUGAAAGAUGAUUUAGCUUCCAAUUCUUCUUGCUUGCUUGCUUGUAUUUACCACAAGGCAUUCAGUCCCCUAUAUUUUGCACACAUUUUAGAUAUAACACAAGAAGUUAGCCUUAGUAUAAUGUAAUGAACAUAAAUUACAUAAUGGCAAUUAGGUAAGCAGGGUAAGUAUAUGAGUAGAAGUAGCAUUAAAGCAUUUAAUAUUCAUCUAGCUUUUAUUCAAUUUCACAUUCCUGUCGAGCUACCAUUGUUUUGUAAUCAGAUGCACUGACUACAGAAGAGAGCAGGGUCAUCACUCCAGUUGACUAAUGGUAAUUCUGUGUGCAUUUAAGCAUAUCCAUUAUUUGAGGACUGCUGACUUAACAUUUUCCUGUGUGUUAUCAAAUGGCCAACCAUAUCUACAAUGGAAAAGUCUUGUUCACUCUGUGCAACACAUUAAGUGUAUUUAAGUAUAAUUAAGUGUAUUUUUAUUUGUACAUACUAUAUGUUGGAGGCAUUUAUUUCAAAGUGAGAAAAGAAUCUGAGCCAUACUCAAUGCAAUAUGAAUGGACUAGGCCUUUUUUUCUUUGUUUACAUUACAUUAAUGUUUUACUUAUGUUAAAUGUUGACCAUUUAGCACUAAUGUGUAUUGAAUGUGCAAUUUUACUUACAUGCUGAUGUAUGAUUGAUUUGUUUUGUGUGCAUGUUAUGUUUUAUUGACCUCUCAAACAAGAUUUAUUUUGGCUAAAUUUUAUGUUGGCAACAUUGUUGGAGAAUAAUCUCUGUGCAUCUGAGAGAUCUGAACAGACAGAUGUUGCAAUUUAAGCCAGUAACAAAAGACACAAUUAUUCUAAUGGAUUUGCCCCACUGGAAACUAUAGGCCUUUUAAUUUUAGCUUUGUGUUUUCUAUUUCAGUCAGUAUCUUCCUUUGUGUUUGAAAUGCACCAAAUGUGUGAAUCUGCACUCAAUGAAGAACAAAACAUCUGUAUGUAAGCUUUUGUGAACUAUAUGCUCAUCACUCUUUCAAACAUAACUUACUGUAUUGGUUUGUGUCGUCAAUAGAGUUGGUUUUGCAUGGCAUUUUAUUACCUCCUUCAGAGGUCCCUCUGAAGUAUGACAUUAAUGUUGUUUUAACUAUUAAUCAAAUCUGAGUUCAAUGGUUUAUAACUGAUAGUUGUCUUAGUUUUGAAAAGUGUUUUAUUUUGGCCAUUCUUGUCUUAUAUUUUCGUUGAUGAUGACAAAAUUACUUGAACUAUGUUGUUAUAUUUUCUUAACUUGUAAAUGAACAUGUGAUGCUGUU
Messenger RNA from Boleophthalmus pectinirostris (great blue-spotted mudskipper), 5001 nucleotides. RefSeq names its product diacylglycerol kinase, iota (gene dgki). Gene Ontology annotation, cellular component: nucleus. Gene Ontology annotation, molecular function: ATP-dependent diacylglycerol kinase activity; protein binding. Lineage: Eukaryota; Metazoa; Chordata; Actinopteri; Gobiiformes; Gobiidae. The transcript has 33 exons. Bases 329 to 3175 code for a protein of 948 amino acids. Gene Ontology annotation, biological process: diacylglycerol metabolic process; intracellular signal transduction; lipid phosphorylation. The record is from RefSeq and is a predicted model, not a curated record.